AUGGCCCUCUCAUCCAGAGCCUUCAAACUCACAACCCCAGAUCCCUCUGGCCCCAUCCUCUCAAACAACUGGCAUCCAACCCUCAAUCCAUCCGGCUACGUCAACCUCGGCGUCGCAGAAAACUACCUCAUGCACAGCUCCCUCCAGGAGCACCUCCACGCCAACCUCAAAGUUCCCACCUCCGCCUUUACCUACGGCGACUUCUUCAAGCGCAGCCGAACCGCCAUUGCAAGCUUCCUCACCAAACAUCUCGAAGCAGUGCUUCCUAUAAAGCCCGAACAUGUUGCUGUUGCGAGUGGCUGUACUUCGGCGGUUGAGCAUAUGGCGUGGGCGUUUGCUGAUCCGGGAGACUUGAUUCUUCUCGGCCGGCCUUACUAUGGUGCCUUUCCCGGCGAUGCGACGCUUCGCACGGGGGCAAGGCUCGCGUUUGUCGAUUUCGGAGAAGAUGACCCCCUGGGAGUGAAUUGCGUCAAGAAAUACGAGGAGAGGCUCCUCGAGGCACGAGCAAACGGCGAAAAGGUCACCGCUCUCCUCCUGUGCCAUCCGCACAACCCUCUUGGAAGAUGCUACUCUCGAGACGUCCUCGUGGAUCUACUCAAGUUCUGUAACAAAUAUAAGCUUCACCUCAUCAGCGAUGAAAUCUACGCCCUCUCGAUAUUCGAAAACAAAAUCGACACGAAUCCCCCUCCGGCACCAUUCUACUCUGUCCUAUCUAUUGAUCCCACGGGACUGAUAGACCCAGCUUAUGUGCAUGUUCUCUGGGGCAUGUCCAAGGAUUUCGGCGCAAACGGUUUACGAUUAGGUGCCAUCAUUUCUCAGCACAACGUAGAUUUGAUGACGGCGUUGGGUCCCGCCGUGCUGCUCUCCUCGGUGUCUUCCCUGUCAGAACAUGUGUUUGCGAAUGCACUUGAAGACGACGUCUGGGUCGAAAACUACAUCAAAGAGAACCAACGAAAACUCGCCUCCUACUACGAAUACAUUGUGAACUGGGCCAAAGCCAACGACAUCGUCUACGCCACCGGCGCCAACGCCGGCUUCUUCAUCUGGGCCGACCUAGGCAGAACAUAUCUCAAGCAUCAGGACGCCAAACCCGAAGAUCUCGACCAGGUUGUCAUGGAUGCCCUGCUGAAACACAAAGUAUUUCUCGCGUCGGGCGUGCGCUUCGGAUCAGAGAAGCCGGGCUGGUUCCGCAUUGUCUUCUCGCAUGAUAUGGAGUAUUUGAACGAGGGCCUUGGGCGGAUCGUCGCUGCAUUGACGACGCCUGGGCCUUCGAGGGACAUGUCGAACUUGUCGAUAGAUUUGGAUGUUGCUUUUUGA
Messenger RNA from Trichoderma virens Gv29-8, 1317 nucleotides. RefSeq lists its product as uncharacterized. The record is from RefSeq and is a predicted model, not a curated record. Lineage: Eukaryota; Fungi; Ascomycota; Sordariomycetes; Hypocreales; Hypocreaceae. Gene Ontology annotation, biological process: biosynthetic process; amino acid metabolic process. Gene Ontology annotation, molecular function: transaminase activity; pyridoxal phosphate binding. The transcript has a single exon. Bases 1 to 1317 code for a protein of 438 amino acids.